GGUUCACCCGCUAAAAGCACCGACAACAAACUUCAAAUGUCAAAACAAAUCCAAGAAGACUACCGGCUCGCUUAUAGUUCGUUCUAGAAAUUUACCGAGUUUUGAAAGAAAAUCAAGGCAGACAGCUCAAAAAAUGGCAUCAACACGAAGCAGACGUGCCAAUGCAGGGAAUAAAAUAGCAAAAUUGCUAGACGAAGAGGAGGAAGAUGAUUUUUAUAAGACUUCGUACGGAGGAUUUCAAGAAGUGGACGACGAUGUCGACUAUGUGCAAAAGGACGAGGAAGAGGACAUCGUCGAUUCGGACUUCAGUAUAGACGAAGAUGAUGAGCCUAUAUCCGAAAAUGAGGAGGAGCAACCGAAACGCGCCAAGAAACCCACUCGAGGUUAUAAGGAUCCGAAAGCAAAGAAACCAGCCGCCAAAACAACUGCUCCGGCGAUUGCGAAAGCACAGGCUAAAGUCGAGAAAAAAGUGAAGAGAAAACCGAAACCGCGAUUCACCGUCAUUGAUACUGGUCGUAAGUCGAUUCGAGCUUCCACAGCGUUGAAAUCAGCCGCUACCAGGCACCGUCUUAAAGAGCUAAAUGAGGCUCGGAAGAAGAAGAAAAAGCUGCCAAAAGCCGAAGAAUAUAUUCCUACUCAGGAGGAGCUGCUUGAGGAAGCGGCUAUUACGGAAGAGGAGAACAUCAAAUCACUUGAAAAAUUCCAAAAGUUAGAGCUAGAAAAGAAAAAAACCCGUCCAACAAAACGAGUAUUCACAGGACCGAUUAUCAGAUACCAUUCGAUGGCAAUGCCGAUUGUCGAUAAACCUCAAGAGAAGCCAUCUAACGGUCCUGAAACAUCUAGUGACAUUAAAAUGGAAGUCGAUGACGAUCAUUCAAAAGCACAAACAUCAUCAAAUCUCCCCAAAAAUCCAACCGAGUUGUGUGAGCGGACUUUCAUUACCUUUGAAAAUGACAUAGACGACAAAGUAUUUAAUUCCGUUUUCAAACCGAAACGAAUAAGUCCGAAGAGGAGCACGGUUUGUGCUCUAACUGGUCUUCCUGCAAGAUAUUUCGAUCCUGUCACAAAGUUGCCAUACAGAAGUAUACAAGCGUUCAAGAUUCUUCGAGAAGCAUAUUAUAUGCAGCUUGAGGAGAAGGGCAACCCAAACAACCCAGAAGUGGCCAAGUGGCUCGAAUGGCGGGAAAUGGUUAAAGAGAACCGGCUCAAACUUAAGAAUAGCAACUCGAAUGCGUAAGUUUUAGAAUAAGAUGGAUGAAAGUGAUGUAAAUAAUUUGGAAUAAAAAUAGUGAUUUCAUAAGA
Messenger RNA from Hermetia illucens (black soldier fly), 1302 nucleotides. It is a transcript of the gene YL-1, whose product is annotated as vacuolar protein sorting-associated protein 72 homolog. Gene Ontology annotation, biological process: chromatin remodeling; regulation of DNA-templated transcription. Gene Ontology annotation, molecular function: ATP-dependent H2AZ histone chaperone activity. NCBI's taxonomy places the organism in Eukaryota, Metazoa, Arthropoda, Insecta, Diptera, Stratiomyidae. The record is from RefSeq and is a predicted model, not a curated record. Gene Ontology annotation, cellular component: nucleus.